Messenger RNA from Rotaria sordida, 270 nucleotides. Lineage: Eukaryota; Metazoa; Rotifera; Eurotatoria; Philodinida; Philodinidae. The record is from the annotation of a GenBank genome assembly.
AUGAUGAUGUUUGCUUCGGUUUACAUUGCUUUCAUUGGAUUAGUUUGUUUCAAUGUGAGUAUUGCUCUAAGCAUUAGCUCAAAAAGCUUGGAAACAUUGUCAUCAAAAACAAUUCAAUUACAAACAAAACUAUACGCAGGUUAUUUAGGAGCGAGUGCAUCAACUUUAGCAAGAUUUCCACAUGGCUUAGACGAAUCAAAGAUCUGCUCGAAUUUUCUUCGAAUUGAUGUCACCAAGUGGCGUCCAUUCAAUCCAAUUUCAAUCGAUUAG